GGAGUGGGUGGAGCUCAGCAGUAGAACAAGAUAAAUAGUGGUAAAGGACCUGUGAGGAUGGUCAUGUGAUAGGAGUGAGCGGAGCUUAGUAGGAUACAAGAGAUUGUGGAUGAUGGACCUGUGAAGAUGAUCAUGUGAUAGGAGUGGGCGGAGCUCAGCAGUAGAAGAUAAAUAGUGGUAAAGCACCUGUGAGGAUGAUCAUGUGAUAGGAGUGGGCGGAGCUCAGCAGUAUGACAGGAUAGUGGUAAUGGACCUGUAAGGAUGGUCAUGUGUAAGGAGUAGGCGGAGCUAACCAAUCAUGUGACAUGUGUGGGCGGAGCUCAGCAGGAUAGAAGAGAUUGUGGAUAAAGGACCUGUGAAGAUGAUCAUGUGACAGGAAAAGGCAGAGGUCAGCAUUCGGAAAAGUUUUAUGAUGUCUGAGGAAAGAUUACAGGAGGUUUGUUACAUUGUGUCAGCUUUAUAGGUGAAACCAUCAUCUCCUUCUCCUGAAUGAUCCCCCAAGGAUGGACAAGGACAGGAAUGAGAUGACUAAGAGAAUAUUACACUUCACCUUCCACCUGCUGACCGGAGAGGAUUACACCAUAGUGAAGAAGACAUGGGGGGAGUGUGUGGCCCCCAGCAGCCAUCUCCAUGAGCCAGGAGGACGGAGCAGGGCCCUGGGCCCCAUCAUGGAGCCUCCACCUCACUCACCGAUACAUGAGAAGAAGAUCCUAGAACUCAUCCACAGGAUCACUGAGCUGCUGACUGGAGAGGUUCCUAUAAGGUGUCAGGAUGUGGCGGUCUAUUUCUCCAUGGAGGAGUGGGAGUAUGUAGAAGGACACAAGGAUCUGUACCAGGACAUAGUCAUGGUGAAGAAUGAUCCCCCAAGGGUAGACUAGGACAGGCACUACAUGACUACAAGGACACUAGACCUGGCCCUAGAGAUGGUCCACAUGAUAUCCGGAGAGGUGAGUGUUUCUGGUGACUUAUCUCUAGUAAUAAACAUGUAAUGUCUGAUGUGAAGUCUUGUGAAUCCGUCCAUACACAGGAGAUAACUGGGGGGUGAACAAUCACUCAGAAGUCACCUAUUUCCUUCAUUCUCCACUAUAUACAUGUAUGCCCGUAACAGCUGAGGCGAAUGUGUUCUGAAUUGAACAAAGGGGGGAAAGCCUCUGCCAGACUCCUCUGGAGAGGCUUAUCACUCCCAAGAACUAAACGAAACAGUAGAUAAAACCCACAAUGGCUCAUUCUUCUUAUUUCUCCUCAGGGAGCAGCCCGGAGCCCACCAUACACAUCAGACACUCGUACGGUCCAACCAGUAUGAGUUAGUUUUUCCUAUAAAUAUGUGCAGUCAGCUUUACAAUAUAUGAA
This is a messenger RNA of Hyla sarda, 1350 nucleotides long. Its product is annotated as gastrula zinc finger protein XlCGF66.1-like. The coding region runs from base 504 to 878 and encodes 124 amino acids. The record is from RefSeq and is a predicted model, not a curated record. The transcript is spliced from 3 exons. NCBI's taxonomy places the organism in Eukaryota, Metazoa, Chordata, Amphibia, Anura, Hylidae. Gene Ontology annotation, biological process: regulation of DNA-templated transcription.